GUCGUAUUCCACUGCGAAUAGACUGCUAUGUUUACUGCCAUCUGCCGGUCAGAUGGCCGUAAGAUUAUGUCGACAUUAUCAACGAGUUAGAAAUUCCUGCGGUUCGUCCUACAGCACAGGCUUGCCCGUUCUUGUCAGACCAGUCAACAUGGCAGAACGACCCUCCAGUUUCAGUUGGGUGGUCCAAGGAAAGCUGUGCGCCCUGGCGUUCCCACAUCGGGCAGAAAACAUCAGAUGGCUGUACAAGGAAGGUGUUCGGCACCUGAUCUCCCUCACCUACAGACUGCCACCUGUGGACAGCUGUCCCAAACUGAACAGCAUCCACAUGAAGAUCGAGGACUUCACUCCCCCCACCAUUGAACAGGUGGACCGCUUCAUCCACAUCGUGGAGAGCAACAGUAGGAUUGGAGAGGCUGUUGCAGUUCAUUGCCAAUGGGGCAGGGGGCGCACUGGUACCAUGAUCGCAUGCUACUUUGUCAAGACCAGGAAAAUCUCAGGUCAGGAGGCCAUUGAAGAGAUCCGACGCAUCCGUCCAGGCUCAAUAGAAACCUAUGACCAAGAGAAGAUGGUAAUUCAAUAUUACCAACAAUUAAAGUCCAGAGGAGAGGUGUAGAUGUAGUCAACAUGAGCUGAUUUGUUUAUUGCCAUCAGGCUAUAUCUUUUACAAGUUGAGAAAUACUUUCAACUUCUGUGAAAAAGGGUAAAUGAAAGAGUGGUAUUUUUAUCUUCACAUGCUUAAUGUGCAACUUCUUACUAGUAGUUCCACAGGUCAUCGUCAUUCUUGCUGAAUAAGAAAUUCUGAAGUACUUAACCUUUAGCACCGGCAUGCCAUAGUUGCAAUAUGGCGCCAAAUGUCUGAUCAAGGAAGAGGCAAGGGUGAAAGGUUGAGAAAUUAAGAUCAAAACUGUUACA
Messenger RNA from Branchiostoma belcheri (Belcher's lancelet), 912 nucleotides. RefSeq names its product dual specificity protein phosphatase 23-like. The transcript is spliced from 4 exons. The record is from RefSeq and is a predicted model, not a curated record. NCBI's taxonomy places the organism in Eukaryota, Metazoa, Chordata, Leptocardii, Amphioxiformes, Branchiostomatidae. Gene Ontology annotation, biological process: cilium assembly; protein dephosphorylation. Gene Ontology annotation, molecular function: protein tyrosine/serine/threonine phosphatase activity. The coding region runs from base 53 to 613 and encodes 186 amino acids.